Molecule: messenger RNA, 1632 nt
Organism: Symbiodinium natans
Lineage: Eukaryota; Dinophyceae; Suessiales; Symbiodiniaceae
Source: the annotation of a GenBank genome assembly
AUGAACAUAGAUGAGGAGGGACUCCCAUCUCCUUCGACCCCUAGAAUAAGAGCCAUCACAUAUCCCGAUCAUUUCAGUCCUGUGACCGACACCACAGGAAGUCCAGAGCCACUCCACAUACCAGCACAUCCUACGACACCAGCAGCACUCACACCCUUCCCGGGUCAUAACCGACAGGUUAUGAGCCCAAGGGGCACCACUGCAGCAUGGACACCGCCUCCAGCAGUACAUCCUUUUGCAGCUUCUGCUUCAGGUACAACUACUCCGUUUGCAGGUGCAGCCUUCACGCAAGCAACUCGGAUUGAGGUCCCGGUACACGUGUUGGAACAAUUUGCACAGCAGAAUACGAUUGACAAUGAGAUCCUUGGAGAUUUACGGGCGGCCGUUGUAGAACUACAUGACCGCAUGCAACACCGCACAAACAUCCUUGGAACAACAACUACCUCGUUGGCCGACGGCUACAACCUUGUGGUAGAAAAUUUAGGGCGUCUGCAGCAGGGCCUUGAUGCACACAGUGAAGUCAUCACUCGUCUUGUGCAGGACAACCGAGGAAUUCAUGAUGAGCUUGAAGCCACGCGCGCCCAGUUGGAAGAGGUUCGGACAAUGGCUCAGACCCCUCGAUUGGGACCAGAACAAUGGCAGGCUCAGGUGGAAGCACACAUCUUGAAACUUCAGAAUGAGUUCGACAUGCGAAUGAAGCAGGUCGAUGAUGAUCAUCAUAGCACCAAAUCCCGUGUUCGAAAUCUUGAGGACAGGGCUGUGAGUAGGACGGAAGUUCCUGAUGCUCACAGUGUACAGGAACAGGUGGACGAGACCUUUUCUGCGGCACUUUGUGAGCAGUUUGCCAUGAACUCUGAUGGUGAGGAACAAGCAGACGAACAGUAUCUUGAUGCCUAUGAAGGUUCAUGGUGGGGAAAUCAGGCGGGACUACAAGGCCAGGAGGAGCCCGAACGACCUCCAGGCCUGACAUCUUCCUCAGCACCCUCUUCGAGCCAACAGGCAUUGAAGCCUCUGGAUGAGCCCAUUGGAGGGCCAUCUGGACAGAAUCCUGCUCCAGUUGAGGGCAGGGACACCAGUCAGGAACAGGGCAAUGCAAUACAUCAUGCUCGAUGGAAACUCCUGGCUGAUGUUCCAAGUUUACAGGUUGGUUCAGGGGAACCGUGGGAAGUCGGAAUGAGAUUUCGCACGUGGUUGAAACAGCUUGACACAGUCGCUGGCACCAUAGCACCCGCUUUUGGUACUUUGGUGGCAGCGCAGGUUCAGUUGGCGGAGCAACGUCAUGGCGAGAGGAUGGCUGGCUUGGUCACUUUGGGACCGCCGCCGGAUGUGGAUCCACGAGAUUCUGAGUGCGAAAGCAGGCUUAUCCUUCUGUUGAUCCGUUGUCUUCCUCAGGAAUGGAAAACAAGCGUGCUGGAACAACAGGACGAGUCCAAGGGCAUGAGAGCUUUGGAUCUCCUAGAGGAGUCUUCGAAGUCCUGCAGCCCGGCGGGGCUGCAGAGAUGCAAUCAACACGUUCGUUCGUACACUUCGGCCUGUUACGACAGCAAAGGAUGGACUCAGUGUUCUUCGGCGCUGGCGUCUCGCCAGAACCAGGGCCACAGCUCUGGCACUCCCAAAGUUGGCACCGUUUGA